UUUUUUUGCCUUCAGAUUAAAAAAAUACUAAGCACUGACAUUAAUUUCCUGAACAGUGUUGAUGAGGUUGCCUUCAGCUUCAAUGGAGGGAAAGAUUCAACUGUGUUGUUACACCUUCUUAGGGCAGGAUAUUAUUUACAUAAAGCAGAAAAAAUUGGUUGCAAUGGGGACCUUAUGGAUGGUGAAAUUGCAUAUCCAAUUCGAACCAUAUAUUUUGAGAGUGCAUCUGCAUUCCCUGAGAUCAACUCAUUCACCUAUGAAACUGCAAAAAGCUAUGGCUUGCAAAUGGAAAUUAUUCGCCUUGAUUUCAAGGCUGGUUUGGAGGCGCUCCUAAAGGCAAAACCAAUCAGAGCUAUUUUCCUUGGUGUCCGAAUCGGUGAUCCCACAGCGGUAGGCCAGGAACAGUUCUCUCCUAGUUCACCUGGGUGGCCUCCUUUCAUGAGAGUGAAUCCAAUUUUGGAUUGGUCUUACAGAGAUGUAUGGUCAUUCCUUUUGACUUGCAAGGUUCGCUACUGCAGCCUUUACGAUGAAGGCUAUACUUCAAUUGGGAGUGUUCAUGACACAGUUCCAAAUGGUUUAUUGUGCAUUAGAGACUCCAGCAACUCUGAAGGGAAAUUCAGACCUGCGUAUCUUCUUGCUGAUGGAAGACUGGAAAGAGCAGGGAGGGUAAAGAAGAACUCUUCCCCACCUUGUGGGCAACUGGCUUCUGUUAGUAAUGGUUUGAAAAGUAGAGAUUUGAGCUGGCACAGCAUGCUCACAGCCUCAAUAAUUGCUGUUGGUGAUGAGAUUCUAUUUGGCACUGUUGAGGACAAGUUGGGAUCUUCUCUAUGCAGAAGGCUUCAUUCUAUAGGUUGGACAGUCUCACAGCUUGCUGUAACUCGAAAUGAUAUAGAUUCUGUAGCUGAUGAAGUCGUGAAACGGAAAUCUACAAAUGACAUGGUGUUCAUAUAUGGAGGUAUAGGUCCAUUGCACUCAGAUGUCACUUUAGCAGGAGUUGCAAAAGCAUUUGGUGUUCGUACUGCUCCAGAUGAAGAGUUUGAAGAGUAUUUAAGGCAUCUUAUUGGUGAAAAAUGCACCGGGGACAGAAAUGAGAUGGCUCAACUGCCUGAGGGUAUCACAGAAUUACUGCAUCAUGAACAGCUGCCUGUGCCUUUGAUCAAGUGCCACAAUGUGAUAAUCCUAUCUGCAACAAAUGUUGCCGAGCUGGAUCUCCAGUGGGACUGUCUACUUGAUUUAUCAAGUUCUAAUGGGCUUCUUGUGCUGAUGGAACCAUUGCAAUCAAAAAGAUUGUGCACCAAUUCCUCAGAUGUGGAAGCUGCUCAACCUUUGUCAAAACUGUGUCUGGAAUUUCCAGAUCUUCACAUUGGGGCUUAUCGGGCAUCAAGAAAUGGGCCACUCAUAAUUACUUUCCAAGGAAAGGAUCAAGGGAGAAUAGCAGCAGCAACUGCUGCUUUGAGCGAGAAGUUGCAUACAGGACAAUUCUCUGAGGUCGACUGACUGCUGAAACAGAAGAGUUACUCCUCUGGUGUUAUCAAAUGCCAAGAGAUACAUUAAGGAGCACUUUGGUAUCUGCGACUGCAAGUUUUCUCCAGUCAAGUGGCUGAAAGUCACACACUGCAAGACAUAAAGAAAACUAAGAAAGUGCCGCCAGAAGAGGAAAUGAACGCAUAGUAGGGGUUGGCGUGAAAUAGCUGUGGCGCAACCAUAGUGCUCAAGUCGAAUUUUUUUUAUUUUUUAUUUUUUUUGGCUUUUUGGGUAGAAAGUGAUGGUAAGAUCUCAUUGAUUUGUCAUAACAUUCUGGGGCCCAGCGACCAUGGCCACAUGACAAACUAUAUUAACCUGCAAUCUCGAUGUUCAAUACGUUGCAUUCAACCUAUGAAGGCACAGAAAUGUUUAAUUUUUCCCAUUAGUUCAAAAAGAAAGAAAUCCUUUACAUUGACAA
Coffea arabica (coffee) is the source of this 1942-nucleotide messenger RNA. The record is from RefSeq and is a predicted model, not a curated record. Lineage: Eukaryota; Viridiplantae; Streptophyta; Magnoliopsida; Gentianales; Rubiaceae.